Megalopta genalis is the source of this 3077-nucleotide messenger RNA. NCBI's taxonomy places the organism in Eukaryota, Metazoa, Arthropoda, Insecta, Hymenoptera, Halictidae. The record is from RefSeq and is a predicted model, not a curated record.
UUACGCCACAAGCAAGAUGAACAUCUUAAAGGGUGCACUUUUGUGUUCUGCGCUUCUCAUUUUCGGUGCGAAUGAUGUGUCAAGCUCACAGAUAAUAGCUGGUUAUGUACCUGGAAUGUGUGGGAUGACACCGGUUAAUAGAACGAACUGUAUGAGUUACGAGUUGUACAAUAAUUCUUUAUUGUCAAGUUCUCUUGACUGUGCACGUACCUGCGAGGAGGGUAAACCGAAGAAUUGUUAUUACCAUUUCGUGGUUGAACGGUAUCCUGUCUAUGGCACGGCAUGCAAAUAUUGUUCCCCAGACUACAGUACCAGUAUUUGUCCUAAUUGCCAGUGCGUUGUUGCAAAUGGGGUGCAACGGAGCCUUUUGUCGGUGAACAGAAUGCUUCCGGGACCAAGUAUACAAGUUUGUUUAGGCGAUUUCAUCGUGAUCGAUGUUGAAAACAUGAUUUCUGAGGAGCAUAUUACGAUCCAUUGGCACGGAUUGUUUCAGUACGGCAGCCAAUAUUACGACGGAGUUCCAUUCGUUACUCAGUGCCCGAUUGCAUCUGGAGACAUAUUCAGGUACCAAUUUCAUGCGAAUAACAGUGGCACUCACUUUUGGCAUUCCCACAUCGGGUUGCAGAAGAUGAACGGUGUUUCCGGUAGCUUCAUUGUCCGGGAACCAGCUGAACAAGAUCCUAGUAUCGAUCUUUAUGAUUAUGAUUUAGCGAGUCACGUGCUUUUCAUUAGCGAUUGGAUGAACGAAAACGCUGUCGAACGUUAUCCGGGUCGUGAGUGGGGUGUAGUCGGUCAACGGCCUGAUACUUUGUUGAUUAAUGGAAGGGGACAAUUCUUAAUCAAUGGAACAGAUACAAUAAACAGUAACAUGGAAAUUAUCAUAGUGGAUGCCAAUAAUCGUUACCGUUUCCGUAUGAUUAACUCUUUCUGUGGUAACUGCCCUGGAGAAUUAACAAUUGAAGGUCACAAUAUGACUGUCAUCGCGACGGAUGGGGAGUCCGUGCAGCCUGUCGUCGUGACAUCUAUUGUUUCAUAUGCAGGAGAACGAUACGAUUUCGUAAUAAAUACGAAUCAAACCCCCGGCGCUUACUGGAUACAACUUCGAGCAUUAGAAGAGUGUAAUUCAGGCAUUCAGCAAUUAGCUAUACUGCAAUACAGUAAUGCGUCGACGAUACCAUUUACCGAUGAACCUACUUAUUUUGGUGGACUUCCCACUGGAACCGUGCUGAACCCAACGAUAGGCAAUUGCGAGCAAUCGGUGCCUAAUGCGAUUUGCGUAAGUCAGCUUAAAAGUGCUGAACCCGCCGACGAAACUGCUUUACAGGCAGAGCCGGAUCAAAAAUUUUAUCUGCCCAUAUCUGUCAUCCAUCAAAAUCAACAACAGUUCUUUAGUCCUAACACGUACAAAGACUUUCUAGUUCCAAUACCGAACAGAGUCGCGAGCCAGAUAAUAGACAGCGUGAAUUUCAAGAACGCACCCUCGCCGCCGAUAUCUCAGUUGGAGGAUCUUCCGGCAGAUCAGUUCUGCAAUUCUCAAGACCUGCCUCGUGGCUGCACCGCUAAUUGCACUUGCACGCAUAUGAUCGAAAUUUCGUUAAACGCUAUCGCAGAAAUCAUACUAAUCGAUGAGUUUCAUGCAAUUGGGAUAGAGCAUCCUUUCCAUUUACACGGCUACGCGUUUAGUGUUGUGAGCAUGGGCCAGCCACUUGGUCCAAGCGGCAAUUCUACUGGCUAUAUCACUGUCGAUUACGUGAAGCAACUUGACGCGAACAAUGAGAUAGAGAGAAACCUAAUUGACCCACCAAAGAAGGAUACUAUUGCCGUACCAAACAAUGGUUUUGCUGUAAUUAAAUUCGAAGCUAAUAAUCCAGGAUAUUGGUUUUUUCAUUGCCACUUCAUUUAUCAUCAACUAAGUGGUAUGGCAAUGAUCGUGCGUGUUGGGGAACAAGAAGAUUUACCACCCAUACCAAAGAAAUUCCCGAAAUGCGGAAAUUAUAUGCCGGAGAUAAGUAUUAAUUAACAAACACACGCUCACUCAGGAUUAAUAAUAAACUACCAUUGGCUGCAAAAAGGAAUGUUGACGGAAUUGUUGUUUUCUACACUAUGGAGUCCCAGCUUGAAGAUGUUGUCCAAGUUGCAAAAAACAUUCUGUAGCAGUUUGACUAAAAAUAAAAUCGAUUUAGGAAGAAGGACUUAUUUGAUUACUAUAAUUUGCGGCACAUGAAUAAGACCUUAUACGUAAAUAUAUUUAAUUAAAGACAAUUUAAUAUUACGUACAGAUUAAAUUUAUUGACGAUCGCAGAAAAUAUGUCAUAUUUAUUCUUGCUAUUAUACAUUAGUAAUCCAAUGAAAAAUAAUGAAUACAAUUAUUAGAGAUAACAAUAUUACAUAUACGCAGAAAAUCCCCCCAAAACUUGAAUACGUAGAUCGAUGAAAUUUUUGUUCUACAACAUUUUAUGAUUCUGGAGUAGUUGAUGUUGCGUUUCUAAAUAUAAUUCCCGUAUUAUUUUAAAGAUGUUCAUUUAAAUGUUGCUUAUGUUUUCCACUAUGCAUACAGUAUAAUUUAUUGUACAUACACCUUUGGGACUAUGUAAGACUGAUUAAACAUUUUAGGACGCCCACACACCUGACAGAUUACUUAUCUUUUGCCAGCAAAUAACACGAUAUCUGUUUCCGAGAAUACGAAAAAGCGUGUAGCACAGAAUGCAAAACUACGAUAAACAUUGUGAAAUUACUGUCAGAAUACGUUAGAUGUGAAGUAAUUUGUUAAAAUGUACUGAUGUCAAUGGAACUAUGCUGAACGCAGUUAGGCAUACAAUACAUAAGCAUAUACACACAUAUAUGUACGUAGAAAGCAAAUUAUCAUGCACGAAAAUAACUGAAUUAAUAAUAUGAAAACUUUCUUAUUAGAUACAGUAGCUGUAUAUGUAUCUUGUAUACCUAUUAUUCAAAACUAAAUAAAAUAAUACAGCAAAUGUGUAUAUUUUAUGAAACGGUAUUAAAUAAUUGAGCCAAGCAUAGAUAUUAAGCAUAAGUCCUUUAUUUUAGGAAUAAUACAAAUGAAGAUUUCCCCAUGA